Molecule: messenger RNA, 1670 nt
Organism: Lasiosphaeria miniovina
Lineage: Eukaryota; Fungi; Ascomycota; Sordariomycetes; Sordariales; Lasiosphaeriaceae
Exons: 1
Coding region: 224-1264 (346 amino acids)
Source: RefSeq, a predicted model, not a curated record
CAGAACGAAAAGCGUUGGAAUAUUUCAGCCCACCGUAAGCGAGUUGUUGUUGCCUGAGGUUGGAAGCGUCCGCCCUGCGGGGUGGGGUGCCCGCUCCAUCGUCAGCGAUCGACGUCCAAUUACGACGAGGCGGCCAGCUAAGCCCCUCAUGAGGCACUUUUCAUCAUGACUGUCUGCCUGAUGGCCAACAAAUUACCUCCAACUCGCCAUCUAAAUACAACAGAUGUCUACUUUAAUCCAUUCUCAAAUUCCUUUUCCACCAUCCUGUGCUCCGAAUACAGACCGUCUCAGCCCUUACGAUGGCGUAAGCAUUCAAAAUGGCUCAUCCGAACCAGAAAACGCGGCAGGAUCUAUAACGCACGUACCAGGAGAUCCCUCUAUCAGUCUUCUCCCCGACAACGUCUAUAAUCAUCUCUCUCAUCACCUGGAAACUGUGCUCCUGGACGAGCUUUACGAGAAGCUCUGGAUUGUCGCGAAGAAGUCCAGCCGAAACAUUGACCCGCUCCAUACGCAAAAGGUCAAAGGCCGAAGCAUUGUCCCUACUGAGGAUCCCAGACUCCAUCUCACUUGGCACCCGGACAGAAUCUACAUAAAGCCCAUUCCUGUAUUCCUACUCAACUACGAAUUUUGGACAACAUAUCUACAGCCUUCGACACAGAAUUCAUCUUCAGGCUUCGACAGCUCGAUUGCAGUUGGAUUCUUGCGGUCAUAUGCUUUACUCGUGCCGCAUCGUCUGGAUUUCAUGUUGGCGAAAGAGGCCUACCUGAUUCCUGACGAUGUAAGUGACUGGCUUCAAUGGUCAAAAUUCAUCACCCACUUCCGCCAUCUCUCUGAUGAGAGCGUCGCGAGGCGAUAUCAUUACGGGCAGUUGCGCAUCUCGCGGCUGAACUGGGCCGUCCGAAUAUUCCGCCCGCGACACGCGAGGACGAUGUGGUUCUACGAGAUCCCCCAUUGGUCUAUCACCAGCUUUGUAUCGAGGGCGACUAUACCUCUGUUGUUUAUCUUUGCCGGUAUAUCCCUUGUUCUAUCAUCCAUGCAAGUUGCACUCUCAGUGCCGACAGAUGACCCUUGGUUUGAUGGGCUGAGCGAAUCUGGACUACAAGAUAUAGGUCGAGGAUUUUGGGUGUUCUCUAUCGCUAUGAUACUGGGUUGGGUAGCUCUCUGGGCCCUCUUUCUCAGCAUCCCAAUUGUUACCCUGGUAUGGCAAGUUUCAUGGGGAUUUGCGAGAGAGAAGAAACGACGUGCGAGGGUUUUUGCUGCUUGAAAUGAGGAACAGGCUGAGGUUGCCAACAGCCGGGUGGCGUUUUGGUAGGAACCGGCUUCUCGGUUAAGUGGAAGUCCUAGCCGCAGAUUCGGUCUCUCUUUCGAGGAGCAAGGUCGAAUGUCGGUACUCGAAACAGUUCAGGCGAGUGUUGGCGGGGAUGGUUGAUGGUAGCCAGGAGCGGCGGCCGGCCUGUCAGCAUUCAAUACAGAUGGAAGUGUUGUCAACCCGGGCCGCUACCCCUAUAUACUAGACUUAAUAUAUAGUGGCCCGUUCUCGUGACGCGCGCUCGGGUGAAUAUAUUUGACCGUCUCCCGUAGUGGUCUAUAUUACAAACCACUCGACUGUUAGGGUCGUCUGUCUGUAAGGGAGCACGGGCUCCACAGAAUGCUGGGGUUGGUAAUUAUGA